This is a messenger RNA of Vidua macroura (Pin-tailed whydah), 2021 nucleotides long. RefSeq names its product glucosamine-6-phosphate deaminase 2 (gene GNPDA2). Lineage: Eukaryota; Metazoa; Chordata; Aves; Passeriformes; Viduidae. Bases 226 to 1053 code for a protein of 275 amino acids. Gene Ontology annotation, molecular function: glucosamine-6-phosphate deaminase activity; identical protein binding. Gene Ontology annotation, cellular component: cytoplasm. The record is from RefSeq and is a predicted model, not a curated record. Gene Ontology annotation, biological process: N-acetylglucosamine catabolic process; N-acetylneuraminate catabolic process; carbohydrate metabolic process. The transcript is spliced from 8 exons.
GCGGGGCGGGAGCUGCGGGGCGGGCGGCAGUUCCCGUCCACCUGCUCCUCCUCCUCCUCCUCCUCCGCUUCAUCUCGUCCUCGUCCGGGUGCCGCUUGUGACCGCCGCGGGCUGUCCCGGAUUAAUAAACUUACUGAAGCAUUGUUAAGGAGCUAGAAUGGGAGUGAAAAUUUAAUCCCAAUUAGGUUUAAGUUUGUUUUAUCAUACAAGUUCUUCACUGCCAUAAUGAGGCUAGUAAUUCUUGAAGAUUAUGAUCAGGCUAGUGAAUGGGCAGCCAAAUACAUCUGUAAUCGUAUUAUCCAGUUCAAGCCAAGUCAAGGAAGAUACUUCACGCUUGGUCUACCAACAGGCAAUACACCUUUGGGAUGCUACAAAAAGCUGAUAGAAUAUCACAAAAAUGGAGAUCUCUCUUUCAAAUAUGUAAAGACUUUCAACAUGGAUGAAUAUGUAGGGCUUCCCAGAAAUCAUCCAGAGAGCUAUCACUCCUAUAUGUGGAAUAACUUUUUUAAGCAUAUUGACAUAGAUCCGAAUAAUGCUCAUAUCCUUGAUGGGAACGCACCAGACUUACAGGCGGAAUGUGAUGCAUUUGAAAAGAAAAUUGAAGAAGCAGGGGGGAUUGAUCUGUUUGUUGGAGGCAUUGGUCCAGAUGGCCACAUUGCAUUCAAUGAACCCGGAUCAAGUUUGUCUUCAAGAACAAGAUUAAAGACUUUAGCAAUGGACACCAUUUUGGCAAAUGCUAAAUACUUUGAUGGAGACUUAUCUAAAGUACCAACUAUGGCGCUAACAGUUGGUGUGGGUACAGUGAUGGAUGCUAGAGAAGUGAUGAUUCUUAUAACAGGUGCACAUAAGGCUUUUGCAUUGUACAAAGCAAUUGAAGAAGGAGUCAAUCAUAUGUGGACAGUUUCUGCUUUCCAACAACACCCUCGCACUAUCUUUGUGUGUGAUGAAGACGCUACUUUAGAACUAAGAGUUAAAACUGUGAAGUACUUUAAAGGUUUAAUGCAUGUGCACAAUAAGCUUGUGGACCCACUGUACAGUAUGAAAGAAAACUGAAAGAAGACUGAAGAGGAACUCCAUGUGGGUCAGCAGCAAAAGUUUUAGGUAGCAGAUGAGUUCACUGCUAUGCAAUAUGCUGAAAACUGUUUAAAAUGGGAAAUCCUAGGUACUGUAUUUUUAAAAAGGUCCAAUAUCUGUACAUUCACAUUCCAUCUGUUUGCUGUGUUGUGCAUUUUCCUUUAACAUUUGGAGCUCUGCUGUUUGCUGACAUCACUAAAUGGCAAAGAACAAACUUGGGAGAGACUGCACGUUAUGUAGAGAGGAGAAAAGCAGAGCACUUACUCUAGCACAUCGAUGUAUUGCAUCUGCCUCAUGUUAGAGAUGAUGAAACUUCCAUUUCCCAGAAUUCUUAAUUUUUGGCUUGGGUAGUGUAAUUACAUUUUGCAUUUGUGUCUCUAGGCAGAAUGGUUUUGGCCUUUGCUAAUACUAUGGACUUGUAAUAGUUGUACAAUUUCUACUAUGAAAUGUUCUGUUUACAUAUAUCUUAUGUACACUGAGCUUUUGCACUUGGUUGCCUUAAAUUUGUCUUAAACAGUUUCUGAGCAUCUCAAGUCCUGCUGUAUAUUUUGGGCAAAUGAAGAUACAAAAACAGUGCCUAAAAAUGCACCAAAUUCUUUGAAGUUACAACUUGCUCCACGGAUAAAAAUAUUAAACUUCUACAAUAGCACUUUCUCCUCUCAUGUACUUCAAAUUACUUUAGGAUCUUUAUAUUUUUGGUAAUCAAGCUUUAUACAUAAGGAAGAAAUCUCAGCAUUCCUUCGUGGAGGUACCUGGUCAAUUAUAUAACUGAUGUUACAAUUAAAUGCCUGAAAAGGGCUUAAUUUACAGGACUAUAAUGUCUGCAAAUGAUCAUUUAAAGCCAACUGUUAAUCACUUUUUCAUUGUAUCAUUAUAAACAUUGAGCUGUUACAAGGAAUGUUAUUUCCUACUUUGAAUAUAAGUAAAACCUAAAUAUAAAUCUCUUA